AUGAACCCGAUAGAAAGAGCGUCACAUCCAUCUCGUGCUCAAAUUUCUACUCUUUUGGACUUUUUUAAAAAACAUCCAAGUUUGUCAAAAGGAUUUUCAAGAGUGCCUAGUGCAAGAGAUGCCGCUCGGAAAAUGUGGGAGAAAAUCACCCUACAAUUAAAUAGUUUGGAAGGCUGUGUUAAAUCUACGAAGCAAUGGAUAAAGUAUUGGGCCGAUAAAAAAAGUGCAGUAAAGAAAAAAGCGGCUUUACGGUUUCGUGCAAAAAAUAAGACUGGUGGUCGAGCAGAGGUUGUAGAAUUAACAGACCUAGAGGAAAGGAUUUUGACCUUAAUGGGUGGUGAAAGUUUUGCCAUAGGUAAUAGGCAAAUAGAAAUUAACCCUUUUGAAAAUACAAAUCAGGAUAGAUUAGAUUCUCAUACUGAUAGCAGUCCAUCAUUGCUGGCCAAACAAUUAUCUAUUGGUUUGGAUGCAGCCACACCAAACACAACAGAACAAGAUUCUUCAACAAAUGUUGUAUUAACGGCAUCAGAUAUUAUCAAUAUUCCUACAAUAGAGACACCACAGCAACCCAGACUUGAAUGUGUUCCUGGGACAUCGCAUUUGUCUUCAAGCUCAAGUGAAGUGCACAUAGUGUAUUUUCAGGAACAAGAUUCUUCAACAAAUGUUGUAUUAAAGGAAGGAGAUAUUAUUAAUAUUCCUACAAUAGAGACAUCACAGCAACCCAGACUUGAAUGUGUUCCUGUGACAUCGCAUUUGUCUUCAAGCUCAAGUGAAGUGCACAUAGUGUCUCAAUGCCCCAUGUCAAGAGCACAUGCUGUGCCCAGCACCCCUCCAAGAGUUGGUUCGCCAGUAAGUUCAAUGCCUACAAAACCUUCUGGAUCAGGCAGACACCCACAGCAAGGUCAUUACUCUGAAUGUUCUGUACAUCGAAUAUAUACAAAAAUGGAAGGAAAUACUUCUCACAAAGAAAAUCUUGAUCCAGUUACUCCAAUGCAAGAUCCUGUGAUAUCAACUAAUCCUGUAGUUAUAAAGAAAAGGGCUGAAAUGUUUUUAGCGUAA
Parnassius apollo (apollo) is the source of this 1059-nucleotide messenger RNA. NCBI's taxonomy places the organism in Eukaryota, Metazoa, Arthropoda, Insecta, Lepidoptera, Papilionidae. The record is from the annotation of a GenBank genome assembly.